AUGUCUUACACUCGUGGCACUAGGAAGAAGCAUCUGGCUCGACACAGGUCCACGCCAGUGUUGGCCAACAACUCACGCUGGAGCGACACAUCUUCAUUGGGUGCCAUGGACUCGCCCAAGCCGCCGACUGCGACACAAAAAGAUCUGAGACGCGACAUCUCUUUCCAUGUGGCAACCCCCGACCGAAGUGCAUUUAUUGGGGCUGAUGACAGUCCGACCAGCGAGAGCGGAGACCAGUUUUUUCUCAGCGGCUGGAACGGACGAGUGGAAGAUUACAGCUACCAGAGCAUCUUCAGCAGCGACGACGGCGACUCGCUGACUGGCAGCCAGUUCAGCGCCGUUCUGGCGUCAGCUCCCCAUGUGUUUGUAAGGCCCCCUUUUGAGGCUGUCGGAGAGUCUGCAUUUGAGAAUUCAGAUUCAGACAGCCUGCCACACAGCUCCAUGAACACGACCAUUGAUAAAGACGUCCACAGAUUUCCCUCGACCUCUCCUCUUUAUACCAAAGACCCCCCUACAGCUGCCCCCACCACUCUCGGAGCACACCAGGAAGCGUCCCACAUCCCCCAAGACAUUCCUGAUCCCCAACAAGCCUACUUCGACUACGCUAGCGACUCCGGAAGUGAUCUCUCCAGUUGCGCUACCACUCCCACAAACACUUCUGCCAUCAGACACCGCCACAGCCUGACAUUGUCACCAACCAUGAGUGGAUCCACGACAAGCUCGAACCGACAAGCGCUGGAUAACAUUUCCAAUAGACCCAACCCUCGAAAGAGAAGAAAGUCCUGGAACCCUUCAGAGUCACCGGUGCGUGGGGGGACUGAAAACCACCCAAUUGACAAUAAUGCCCCUGUCGCUUCGUCGUCUGUUGAUAUGAGAUCUACUUCCCCCUCGCCCGCUGAGGCCGGUACGUCUUCCGGGCCAGCUGAUACUGUGCAGACGAGCGCUGCUGGCGAGUUCUCUUUGCACCCCACGUCUCUCAGGUCGGCUUCUGCUCCCGGUCCUGUUGCAUCCUCAUCGGCGGAUGCUCCGAACCGAGUGACCAUUUCUAAAAGGGUUUCUUUUGCCAGAAUACCUGUUCAUACCGCUGCUACCCCCCCAGAGCCUCUUCCUUCCACGCCAUCGUCUCUACAGGAACAGCGGAAUACCCCUGGUGAUCUUAACCAAUCCCGUGCUCGUACAUCUGCUGCUUCUACUGAGCCGGCUACCCCUGUUUCUGCUCCAUCCACUGCACCCGCACCCGCUACUUCUACACCGGUAGCCAGGUCUGCCCUUGUUUCUUCGGCGGCUGAGAGGACGCCAGUCACUUCCGCGGUGGUCGUCUACGGCCAAGAGCCGCCAGCGCAAGAGCCUCCAGUGCAAGAGAUGCUAGUGCCAGAAUCUCCAGUGCCAGAGCCGCCAGUGCCAGAGCCACCAGUGCCAGAGCCGCCAGCGCAAGAGCCUCCAGUGCCAGGACCGCCAGCGCAAGAGCCGCCAGUGCAAGAGACGCUAGUACCAGAAUCUCAAGUGCAAGAGCCUCCAGUGCCAGAGCCGCCAAUGCAAGAGCCGUCAGCGCAAGAACCGCAUGUGCAAGAACCUCGAGUGGAACAAGAGCAGCCACCGCAAGUGGCAGAAGAAAAUGAGCCUGCGGUAGAGGAAUUUCAUUCGCCAGAGGAGCAUCUUCCUAUGGAGGAUUCUUGCUCAACCGAGGAAUCCCACCCGACAGAGGAGCCUCCAUCACUGGAUGAACAGGAGUUGCGACGCCACUCUGACACGUUCGAGCGCUCGACUCGAGAGCAGCAUGAGGGGUAUCGUCAUCGACCCAACCCUGUUGUUACGCGCUACUCAUCUCUCUCCGAAAGGUGUAGACGUCUCUUCACUGCGCUGACUGCUGAGUGUAACAAGGUCGAUGCUCUAAAGACCGAUGUUGCGAACUUGAAUCAGACCAUUACGCGCCUGGAAUCUACCACUGUGCCUAAACAGGAUCUCGUGACUGCCUCUGAUACCUACGCCAUGUUGAAGGAAGCCAAUACAAAACUCCGUUGCAAGCUGAAUAGCAGUAAGAAGGAUUUGCUGUCGACCAUGACAGGAUUGGCUGACCGCCUUGAAGCAUUGCAUCGUGGAGUGCAAGAUGCCCAGAGCCAUGAUGAUGGAUUGUGGGACGAUAAAGAUGGAGUGCCGAGCUCUUUGUCAUGCGAGCUUGAACGACAGGAGAUCAAGAUCAACGAGACUGUCGACGAGGCGAACAAGCUGACCUUGCGAAUUUUUAAGCUGACAGAUGAGAAGAACGAGCAGGCAGGGGAGCUGGAGGCGCUUCAAUGCAAUAUCAAGGAUUCCUUUACCCACAGUGAUAAUCUUAAAGACCAGGGCGUGGUAGAUGGUGUUCAGAAGCCUGGCGUCCAGGAGCCUGCCAGCGUUGUCGAUAACAUUGUCGUGUCGGGAGAUCCUGUACAGAAAAGCCCACAUGAUGUUAUUGAUGAUGAGAAAGAUGCACUGCGCCAGUCUGUCGAAAGGCUGGAAGCCCAGAUCGUGAAACUUCAGCGUGCCGAGAAGGUCGCGACCAAGCGUAUUGCGGACAGCAAGGCCACGGAAGUGAUUCUUCGGGAAAGGAUUGCCGGUCUCGAAGAGAAGCUCGAGUAUUCACAGGAGACAACGAAGGAGAGGAUGGAUGAGCUGCUGGGUGCUCUCGAUCAGGCUCAGCAGGAGAGGACACGGGCGGUGGCCGAUCUUGAAGCGAAGCAGGAGGUUCUGGCGGAGAAGUCAGCCCAGCAGUUGGACCUUUCUGCCUGUGUCACUUCUUUGGAGUCUCAGCUCAAGAGUGCUAAGAUCGAAAAAUCUCAGAUUAGCUCCACGCUUACCUCCAGUCAAGAGGAAAUUUCCGUGCUGACGGCCACCGUGGCUCGACUGGAGUCUGCUGUAAAGGACAAGGACGAUGAGAUCUUAGCUCUGUCCAACCAGGUAAAGCUGGGUGGCAGCCAGGCUUCCAGCAAGGUCCGGGAUCUGGAGUGUCAGCUUGAGGCGGUUAACAAGGAGUUUAAGCAACUCGAGAAUAACCACACCCACACCAAAAUUGCACUGAACGUUGCUAACCGUCUCAAGGCGACUGGGGACGAGAAUCUCGCAGAGGCCAAAGCUCAGAUCCACCAGCUCAAGACCCAAUUGGAGACGGACCACGCGCAGCUUCUCGGCGAGCAGGAGGCGGCCGAGAGCGGUCGCAAGGAGCUUGAAGGGCAGAUCCGGGCUCUUGCUGGUCAGGUGCUGACGUGCACGGCCUACACCCCCAUCGAAGUUCUGCUCUCUGGACUUCAGCAGAGCAUCGACACUCUCAAGACCACUCAAGCAGAGCUGAAGAGGGCCCGAGCGUCUGUCAGCGCCAAGUUCAAGGAGGAGUGCAACCGUGUCGAAUCUCUGCAAAGCCAGCUUUCUGCCGAAAGAGAAGACCGAGAGCGGGAGAGGCUGGCUCAUAAGUCCGACCUCGACUCCUACGUUCUCAUGUCUGAGACUUUGCAGAAGGAGAACGACGAUCUUUCCAAGGCUGAGGCUUCCAAUGCUGCCAAGCUGUUGGAGGCGACUCGGGCCCGUGCGCGGCUGGAGUCUUCAGAGCGAGUUCUCGCCGAGCGUUGUCGAUCUCUGGAGGCUCUUCAGGAGCGUGAGAGUCUUCACCAGUCUUCCAAUGCCUCCGAGUCUCUUCGAUCUGCUGAGCUGAACCUUCUCAAACGGGAGAAGGAGCGGCUGCAGCUGUCUCAUGACCGUGAGAUUGAACGUUUGAAGCUGGAGAUCGAGAGCGAGAGACAGCGGCGUCUUGAUUCCGAGAACGAGCUGGCCCGUGGACGACGUCGGGAGACCGAGCGGCAUGCGGAGUCUCGUCACGACUCUUAUCGAGACUCUUAUCGAGACUACGAGCCUCAUAGACGACGAGAGUCUGGCGACAACGUUCGAGUCAACAUCAACAUUGGCUCCGACAGUGGUUACGGAGGCAAGGACCCUGCCCUGGUGUCUCUUGCUCGUCAGAAGAUCGAGAUGUUUCUGGCCAACGAGCGGUAUCGUAGGUGUGCCGGGUCCAUGACGGGAGCUGCACAUGAUGACGAGUACAACCGGCUGCAACUCUAUCUAGUUGACUCGAUGGGUGUCGAGCAUGCUCGCAGGAUUCUUACCAUGUUGACCCGUCAGCUCGGUCAGCCCGUCACUGCUCUGCCCAAUGAGAUUGACAAGCUCGUUGGCAACAAGGAGGUGCUCAGAAAGUCACUCGAGUUCAUUGACGACGUGGUUCGGUACUCUAACAACGAUCCUGAUGGCCCUGGAAUUCGAGCAGAGCCUGGAUCUAUUCAGUGGUCUUCCAACCUCAACAGUGAAAUGAGUCAUCUGAAGCGUACAUUGUACAAGUCGCACACCGGGAGGAGAUUGAGGUAUUGA
Molecule: messenger RNA, 4389 nt
Organism: Yarrowia lipolytica CLIB122
Lineage: Eukaryota; Fungi; Ascomycota; Dipodascomycetes; Dipodascales
Source: RefSeq, a predicted model, not a curated record